Leucoraja erinaceus (little skate) is the source of this 8623-nucleotide messenger RNA. RefSeq names its product Golgi-associated kinase 1A-like. The record is from RefSeq and is a predicted model, not a curated record. Gene Ontology annotation, cellular component: Golgi apparatus. NCBI's taxonomy places the organism in Eukaryota, Metazoa, Chordata, Chondrichthyes, Rajiformes, Rajidae. Bases 4851 to 6170 code for a protein of 439 amino acids. The transcript has 5 exons.
UAUAAUACAGGGAAAACAAAUAAAACUGCAAUCGAAUCUGACCCAAAAACAGAAAUCAUGGAAGAACUCAGCUAGUCAAGCAGCACCUGUGGAAAGAGGAAUUUUAGUGUUAGUUCCACAACUUGGAAAUAGGCCCAUCCGUCCACUAAGUCCACGCCGACCAUCCAUCACUCGUUCAAACUAUUUCUAUGUUAUCCCACUUUCGCAUCCACUUACUACACACUGGGGGGCAAUUUACAGACCCCAAUUAACCUAAUGCACGUCUUUGGGAUGUGGGAGGAACCCAAUGGAAACCCGCAGGGAGAACGUGUAAACUCCACACAGGCUGCACCUGACGUCAGGAUUGAAUCUGGUUCUCUGGUGUUGUGAGACACUGUGCUGCCCGUGCCUGACCAUGCUUUUGCAAGAAUGUCAUUAACCUCUACCAGCUGCUCCAUAUUUGGGUCCAUUACCCUUCCAAAGAAAUGGGGAAGAGUGGACCGUUGACAGUUUCAAAGCAAUGUUGGAGGAGGACUGAAGUGUAAGACAACCAUAUAACCAUAUAACAAUUGCAGCACGGAAACAGGCCAUCUCGACCCUUCUAGUCCGUGCCGAACACAUAAUCUCCCCUAGUCCCAUAUACCUGCGCUCAGACCAUAACCCUCCAUUCCCUUCCCAUCCAUAUAACUAUCCAAUUUAUUUUUAAAUGAUAAAAACGAACCUGCCUCCACCACCUUCACUGGAAGCUCAUUCCACACAGCUACCACUCUCUGAGUAAAGAAGUUCCCCCUCAUGUUACCCCUAAACUUCAGUCCCUUAAUUGUCAUGUCAUGUCCCCUUGUUUGAAUCUUCCCUACUCUCAGUGGGAAAAGCUUUUCCACGUCAACUCUGUCUAUCCCUCUCAUCAUUUUAAAAACCUCUAUCAAGUCCCCCCUUAACCUUCUGCGCUCCAAAGAAUAAAGCCCUAACUUGUUCAACCUUUCUCUGUAACUUAGUUGCUGAAACCCAGGCAACAUUCUAGUAAAUCUCCUCUGUACUCUCUCUAUUUUGUUGAUAUCCUUCCUAUAAUUAGGCGACCAAAAUUGUACACCAUACUCCAGAAUUGGCCUCACCAAUGCCUUGUACAAUUUUAACAUUACAUCCCAACUUCUAUACUCAAUGCUCUGAUUUAUAAAGGCCAGCACACCAAAAGCUUUCUUUACCACCCUAUCUACAUGAGAUUCCACUUUCAGGGAACUGUGCACAGUUAUUCCCAGAUCCCUCUGUUCACCUACAUUCUUCAAUUCCCUACCAUUUACCAUGUACGUCCUAUUUUGAUUUGUCCUGCCAAGAUGUAGCACCUCACACUUAUCAGCAUUAAACUCCAUCUGCCAUCUUUCAGCCCACUCUUCCAACUGGCAUAAAUCUCUCUGUAGACUUUGAAACUCUACUUCAUUACCCGCAACCCCACCUAUCUUAGUAUCAACAAAGACUGCAUGGAGAUAGACAGUUAAAGUGGCACAGACCAUGAGUGCUGGUCAUUGUCAAGGAACGGAUUGGGUAAAGGACAUACAAUUAUAAUGGAAGAGAUGGGAAUUUGCCUUAAGUUGGGCAAUUCAUUGUUCAUUCCAGACAGUUGCGACGUGCCAAGACGGGAGAUAAGAUGUUGUUCCUCUCGUCUAUGUUGGGUCUCGCCAUGACAGAUAGGAGUGGGAUUGAGAAUUAAAUGGGAUGCAAACAGGAAUCUCCGGAUUACCCCUACAGACCAAGCACAGGUGCUCUGUAAAGCGAUCAUCUACACUUGAUUUCUCAAUUGUAGGGAAGAUGACAUCGUGAAGACAAAUGUUAUGGACUAGAUUAGAAGAAGUGCAAGUGCAUUGCUGUUUCACCUGGAAUUAUUGUUUUGAUCCCAGGAUGGUGGAAUUGGAAGAGGAGAACGGACAGGUGUUGCAUCCCCUCCAGUUUUAUGGGAAGGUGCCAUGGUUUGGGGAGAGUGGACAGGGAGUCACGAGUGAGCAGACCCUGUGAAAUGCAGAGAGGGGAGGAAUAGGGAAGAUGUGUUGGGAUCAUGUCGGUGGUGGCCAUAUAAUGUAUGAUUCUUCAAAAUUACAAAAGAGUUAAUGAUUAAUUCACUACACAAAUGAUUUUGUUCUGAACUUAACUUUUCUGUAGGUUUGUGGGGUUGAAUGCUCCUGUACUUUCUUCACCAUUCUGCAAAUGAAAAAAUCCAUUACUUUUUGAAGUGCGAUUAAACUGGUUAGCAUUUUGUAUACCACAGGUCCAAUUUCAAUUAAGUAGAUCACUUUCUUCAUUGCUUGAAUUACUUUGUCGAGUACUUAAGCCUUUCCUGUACUUCCAUCCGAAUCUAGAAAACCAUUAAAACCAUCUCCAUGCACGCUAUAAAUGAAGAAAGAAAUCUAAAUCCUCAUUAAAAGUUCCUUGCCUUUUAUUAUUGAGAAAGAAAAAUAGCUAUUUUGUUUUCUUAUUCCGAUCUCAUCGACACCAAAAGUGAUGACGUGGCAUGCAAGUGUUUCCUGCUGUUUCAGGAACUGUUCUUCAAUGACCCUCUGAACUGCCAGCCCUGUCUCUUUGACUGUAAUUCCUGCAAGAACUGCCAGGAGCCCUGUAAACUGCUUUACUGUUUUGGACCAUAGUUCCCUCCCCUCCCCUUCCAUGUGGCAAUGAUGGUAGUAUGUGGUCAGGGUGAGGUGCGCUGUUAGCUGUUGAUCUCUAUGUUGUCAUCUUUGCUGUGCCUCAAAGCUAUGCUUCCGUAACAGUAAGUGAAUGUAACAAGUUCUAAGUUAAUUAGUGCCACAGUUAGUUCGACGUCUACUGUGAGGCACCAGAAAAAGCAAGGUUUAUAAAAGAAAGGGUUCUGUUACUGUUCAAAUGAUUAUAAUUCUUAUCCAAAUGAUGCUUACUCUGGCAAAGGCAGUGGUGGUUAAUGUUAGAAUAUGUAUCAACAGAAUGAUGGCACAGUAUCAUUAGCCGAGACGUGAAUCCUGAUGAUCAUUUUCUGGCUAAUAAUUUUGUUGCCAGUUUGUAUGUGUAUAUCUACUUCUUCUUCUUGUUCUUGCGUAUGGCGUGCACAGCCUAAAGUUGUAUGACAACUUGUUCUAUUUGAUCUUAUUUGAUUGUGCACGCCGGGGUUGAUUGCAUUCGUCGGAACAGGGCGGGCCACGUGAAGGUUGCAAUCUCCCACCCCUGUAUAUCUACUUAAUUGUACAAAAAAUUGAUUUGGAUGAAUUAGUUCGGAAUGAAUGCCAAAAGUUUGCAAGUGUAAACAUGCCUUCAAUUAGUGGGUGGAUAACACUUGCCAAGUCACAAGGUAGCACGGUAUGAAAUGGAAUUUGACACAAGUGAUUCUGGCUUGCAUUGUUCUGUGCCCCUGUGGGACUGUAUGGGUCAUGGAUCCAUGGUGUUAGAGGGUUCAAAAUAGUCUGUUCUGUUUUGUUUUAUGAACCGUUAACCUCCUCCUAGUAUGUCACCCAGAAAAUCAACUAACAUGGCUGUACUAAUCUGGAGAAGUAAUCAGUUCUUUUGAAGUAGAGCCUGCUGGUACAUCUGUUGCCAACUGCAGAUAAUCCUUCGAUAAAUAGACCUCAAGAGCAUGGACAUUUGUAAGAGCUAAGGAAGAGAAAGCUGCUAAGGUUCCCCAUUCACAGUUUCCUCCACCACCAGAAAACAAUAUUCUAAUGGGCCUGUCCCACUUGGGUGAUUUUUUGGGCGACUACAGGUGACUGCCGCAAAAUUUUCAACUUAUUGAAAAAUUUUUGGCGACAAUUUUUGCUGUCGUAGCUUGAUGUCGUAGGUUGCCAUAGGUGUCGUAGGUUGCCGCCAGGUGUCAUAGGUGAAUUCCAUUAAAACUAGUUCCUGGCAGCCGCCUAAAGAGUCGCCUAAGUGGGGCAAGCCCAUAACAGGAUGUGAAUCAGUAUUCAACUUGCUAUGCUGCUGAGAAUCACAGUCGGAAUACCUGAGUUUCACUUCCAAUGAUAUGAAAGGAAUUUAUACAGAGGUGGGUUCUAGACCGUACUCCCUUGGUAACUGAUGUGAACAAAAGUUUGAAAUGAAAUUUGUUACUAAACAUAAAAAUGUUUUAUGUCAAUAAUUUCUCAAAUUGGGUAAUGUUUUCAUUUAAUUAUCUGAAUGCCCCUGAAGAUUAAAUAACUGGCUGUGAGUCUCCUUGUGGCCUCGUGUUGAAACGUGCCAUGCUGUUUCUAAUGAUGUGUGGACUUGGACAGGAUUCAAUUGCAUCAAAAGAAAGUUAACCACUCCUCUAUCAUCAUCAUUAAAGUCGGCUUAUUUUGCCGGAGCCUUUCAAAAUUUUCCGAAAUGUUCAGCAGCACAAACUAAUGGAAUGGUAAAAGGUAGGGACACGAUCAGUGGAGAUUACUGAACUCCUCAAGCCCAUCUCUUAAAAGAUGUCAGCUUGAAUUCCAAACUCUCAGAUGGUGGUGACGAGAAUACACGGUUCACUUCACAAGGCAGAAGAUUGAACUAUUUUACAGUCCCACAGAUGAAUAGAUACAUCACAUAACAAAGUACCAUCAAACAGUGCGUACAUCAUGCCGAUCGGAGCUGCUGGAGUUUGGGCCAACAUCUGAACCCCCUGAGUGAGAUCUCAACUGUGCACCAACUCCCAACCAUUCAUUAUCUAUAUAUAAAGCACAUCUAAGCUACUUAAUUAGGGCAUUCAUUGCCUUUUAAGAACUCCCAAAUAUUCUUUACUCUGGAUUCCACACCGGCUGCUCUAUUGAACCAAGUAGACGCCCACAGUGAACCGACAAACUGAAUGAAAAGAUUCUUAAUGCCACAUUAACGCUUCCUGGACUUGAAUAAUCACAAAAAUCAAGAGUUGCACACUUUUUCACGUGAUUGUAUUUUCCCCGACAAUGAGAGGUGUGAGACGACACAGGAAGAUAGCAUUUUUAUGUGCCUGCUUUCUUGGAUCUGUGUCUCUUUUGCUUUGUACGAUGCAAGCGCAGGAUAUCAACGCAGUGGCCAUGGACAACAAGAUGCACAUUCAGGCUGAUGAGCAGCUUCAUACAAGAGCAAACAGGCUGAUGGGCAGGAGUGCCCGUCACAGCAGUUUCCAGCACCGGAGACUCUACAAGUCAGGGCACUUUGCGGAAUCUGUGCAAAUCAUUGAAUCAAACCUACAUCACAAGAUUAAGAAUGUACGCCCUGUUAGAAAGCCUAAAGGCAUUGGCAGCGUGAAAUGGUUGGGAGAGGACAAUGAAAUCAUAGAGGAUGCAAAACAUGGUCUGGAUAAGCGGACUGGUCAGAAACCAGCAAGAAGCAAAGGUGCAGCAUCACAGAUAAAUCUCAAUGGGAAGAAGAGAAAGAAACCAACAAAAACUAGCGAGGACUGCCUCUGGUUUGAUGGAUUCCAUUCCACUGAUUUCUUGCAUGGAGCUGAUUCAAGCAAACCUCUCACCUGGUUCAGUCAAAGGGACCGAGAGCUGGUGAAGCUCCUGGCUGGAGGAAUUGUCCUAAAGGCUGGGCACCACACUCGGGGAGAGGAGACGGUCCGUGUGCUGCUGAGUAUUAAUAAUUCUCUCGCUGUAGAGAGCAGCAGAGAGCAGUGUCGAGCGGGAGCCUGCGGAUUAGUGAAGGAGUUGAGUGACCUGUGGGAAGUCCCUGCAUUUCACCUGGACCGGAUCCUGGGCCUCAACAUCAGCCAGCCGGUGGUGGCACGGCGGUUGAGGUCCCGCCUGCUGCCGCAACAAUACGUAGAUGGUUCAGCGAAGCCCAUGGUGUUGUGGGAGCCAUGGACGCCAAUACUUCAAGGCACUGUCCCACAGCAGGAUGCCUUCCACAUGGCCCAGUUCCCCAGUGUCUUCAGGAAGUGCCGAGAGGGGGCAAGCGAAGUGUGUGUCCGGGACAACAGCCCAGAGCUGCAGAAGAUGAAACUGUUGAAUUAUUUUUUCCAGGAUGUGGAGAUCAUUCUAGCCAGCUUCAACAAAGGGAAGGAGAAGCACACAGUUACUUUCGGAGAUUUGGAUUGGAUACCUCCCAGAACUCUGAAGAUCAUCUCGUCACAGUGCCUGUCCGAAAUGCUCCUGCGUUCCUUGUACGAAGAUCAGGAAUAUUGGCAGAGUAAAGGGACAGUCUCCCUUUUGAAGCUGGUGGACAGAAUUAGUAAAAGAGCGCAGGUUUUAUUGCAGCAUUCUACUGACAAACACGUGCAGCAUAGGAGACCAGACAUGUGAAAUGAAAAUAUUGUCUGAACUUGAAAUGACCAACCAACAGGGCGGCACUGUGGCACAGUGAUAGGGUUGCUGCAUUGCAGCGCCUGGGACCCGGGUUCGAUCCUGACUACGGGUACUGUCUGUACAUAGUUUGUCACUCUCCCCAUGACUGUGUGGGUUUCCCCCGGGUGCUCCGAUUCCUCCCACACUCCAAAGGCGCACAGGUCUGUAGGCUAAUUGGCUUCGGUAAAGAUUGUAAAUUGGCCCUAACGUGUAGGUCUGUGCUAGUUUACGGGGAUCGCUGGUCGGCGCGGACUCAGUGGGCCGAAGGGCGUGGUUCCGUGUUAUAUUUCUAAACUAAACCAAACCAAACAGUUAAUUUCAUAUACAGACCUCCCCGACCUACACUAUAGACGACUUGUGUAAGCUCACACUUAUCGUAAAAAGUUCUGUACACACUCCCUAGUACAAUAACGGCAGUUUAUAAUUUCCACUACAACGAACGAUCACUCAAGUUUACAUCGGAAAUAAGCCAGUAAUGGCGGCAGUGCUUACCCAGAAGGCAGCGCUCCGCAGAAAGUGCCCCAGUUGCAGCCAGACGCUGUUGAGAGUUAAUGCUCUCAGUUGGCUAUUUUGGGCAGGGGAUGAGGAUGGUGAUUUCAGCUUAUGUUAAAUCUGGCUUCACGGAACGUAACCCUUACACAAGUCGAGGAGUGCCUGAAUACUGUUUGACCCAAUAAUUCACCCGAGUGAAUGAAUAUGGACAGUAAGGAGAGCAGGAUACAUUGUGAAUAUUAUCAUUGAUCACAUAAUGUAGCUGCCUCAUCAUACCGUUCUGGCACUGCCAUCAAUGGUGAUUGGCCUUGUUUGAACAGCGAGCUAUUCCAAUACAAUUACAGCACUGGCAUGUACCUGACUACAUGGCAAAUUUCCCAGCUAUGCCCUGUUCACAAAAAGCAGGACAAAUCCUAUCCCAAUAAUAACUGCCAACACGUCUCGUUCUCAGUCUUCAGUGACUUUGCAGUCGACAAAGAGCUGAGAAGCGACCUCUGAUCCCCAACACCCCGCUCACCAGUACAUGGUUUAGGUGCCACCAGGUCUACUCAACUCAUAGCACUGGUUGAAACACGGAUGAAUGGGCUGAACUCCAGCAGUGAAGUAAUGGUCUUGAUGUCAAGGCAGUGUUCAGAGGUGUGGUGAAUCUGUGGAAUUCUUUGCCACGGAAGGCUGUAGAGGCCAAGUCAAUGGAUAUUUUUAAGGCAGAGAUUGAUAGAUUCUUGAUUAGUACAUGUGUCGGAGGUUAUGGGGAGAAGGCAGGAGAAUGGGGUUAGGAUGGAGAGACAGAUCAGCCAUGAUUGAAUGGCGGAGUAGGUCCGAGUGGCCUAAACCUACUCCUAUCACUUAUGAUUUAUGACCUUAUGAGUGUGGUAUCAAGAAAUCCACAUAAAGCUAAAGUCAUGGCCAUUCAAUGGGAAAACAUUUGUGACUGGAGUUUAGUUUAGUUUAGAGAUACAGCGUGGAAAUAGGCCCUUAGGCCCACCAAGUCCACACCGACCAUCGAUCAUCCGUUCACACUCGUUCUGUCUUAUCCCGCUUUCUCAUCCACUCCCUAAACAUUAAGGGCAGUUUACAGAGGCCCAAUAACCUACAAACCCGCAUUCCUUUGGGAUGUGGGAGGAAACCUAAGCACGCAGAGGAAACCCACGUGGUCACAGGGAGAACGUGCAAACUCCACACAGACAGCACCCGAGGUCAGGAUCGAACCCGGGUCCCUGGCGCAGUAAGGCAGCAACUCUGCUGCUGCAUCACCGUGCUGCCCCAAACAUCUGCCCAUACUCUUUGCCUAUUGAUGCUCCAGCUACAGAAAAACGGCAGUAACCGGGCACCGUUAGGAUCUUGGUGCUGGAAAAGCUGAUUCUGUUUCUCACUAGUUACAUUUUUAACAACUUUGAACUUGAAUCAUACACAAUGGUACCAGAAACGCGGGACUCUUGUCGAAAAUAAAGUACCAUUGAAUACGUUGUCGUAUAAUACAUUUUCCAGUGAUCCUGGUGGGUUUAAAGGUACUGCGGGUGUUUAAAAGCGGAGGGAGCUGGAUGAGCCGUGGUGUGGUGUUAUUGAAAUGUUACUACAGUUCCUCUGUAGUUUAACAUUCAGAGGCAGUCACCCAUAUUAUUUUAGUAAUAUGCAAACACAUCUUCUCUGUUCCUUUUAUCUAGUUGUUACGGAAAAUACACUACUGCAGUUAGUUAGCAGUGCAAGUGAACUUUGAAUCACCCUCGUUUGAUGUUUAACAAAUAGAUACAUAGCCUUUAAUAUUUAAAAAAGGAGAGAAAAUGCCAGUCUGAUUUGUAAAUGACUCUGAUUGACUAAACUAAUGUGAACAAUUACGGUCUUGAAGUUUCAUGCUCUUUGGCAGCAGAGUAAUACUUCAUCUGUUACUGGGCGUAAUAAAAAUGAGCAAAAUAUGAAAA